AUGCUCCUAGGGGCGUCCCGGCUGUGCGCGCCCGAGGCAGCCGCAGCGAAGCGGGGAGCGGAGGCGCGGCGGGGAGGCGGCGAAGCGGCGGCGGCGGAGGAGGCGAUGGACGAGUCGUCCCUGCUGGACUUGCUGGAGUGCUCCGUGUGCCUGGAGCGGCUGGACACCACGGCCAAGGCGCUGCCCUGCCAGCACACCUUCUGCCGCCGCUGCCUGGAGAGCAUCGUCAGCUCCCGCCACGAGCUGCGCUGCCCCGAGUGCCGCAUCCUGGUGGGCUGCGGCGUGGACGAGCUGCCCGCCAACAUCCUGCUGGUCCGGCUGCUGGACGGCAUCCGCCAGCGGCCCCGGGGCGGCGGUAGCGGCGGCGGCAGCCCCACGGCGCUGGGCAGCGCAGCGGCGGCGGCCGCCGCCCCUGGCAGCGGAGGAAGCGACUCGGCGGCGUCGCCCGCCUAUCAUCCCGCGGCGGCCACCGGCUCCCCCAGCGCGGCCGCCGCCAGCCGGAGCGCCCUGUUGGGAAAGAAUAUUUCUCAACUGCCCUAUGGUAAAGCUCUCUACACCUAUGAGGGAAAAGAACCUGGUGACCUCAAGUUUACCAAAGGGGACAUUAUCAUACUACGCCGAAAGGUGGAUGAGAAUUGGUAUCAUGGAGAGCUCAAUGGAAACCAUGGCUUCUUUCCAGCCAGCUACAUCCAGUGUAUCAAGCCCCUUCCACAAGCUCCGCCUCAGGGCAAAGCACUUUACGAUUUUGAAAUAAAGGAUAAAGACCAAGACAAGGACUGUUUAACCUUCACCAAGGAUGAAAUUUUGACUGUUAUCAGACGAGUAGAUGAUAACUGGGCAGAAGGAAUGCUGGGAGAUAAAAUUGGAAUUUUCCCUAUCCUCUAUGUUGAGCUCAACGAAUCAGCUAAACAGCUUAUAGAGAUGGACAAGACAUACUUAGCUGCUGCAUCUGGCUGUGAUGUCCCUUUGCCAUCUGACACCAACAUGGCAGUAAAUUUGGCCCAGUGCUCUACUUUAAACAAUACAGGAGCAGUCAGUGCCAUUCAGCGGCAUAUUGAUGGCAAGAAGAAUGCCAAGAAACGCCACUCCUUCACUGCUCUCAGUAUGACACACAAAUCCGCUCAGGCCAUGCAUAACAGGCAUUCCAUGGACAUUAGUGCUCCAGUUUUGAUCAGCUCUAGCGAUCCCCGAGCUGCUGCCAGAAUCGGAGACUUGACUCAUCUUUCAUCCAGUGCUCCAGCCCAGGACUCCUCCUCAAUUGGAACAGCUACAGUGGCUGGACCCAGAACAAGUGCAAUAAUUGGAGAUCAGGGAACACCGACAAAGGUCCAGCUCCCCCUCAAUAUCUACUUAGCUCUGUAUGCAUACAAGCCUCAGAAGAAUGAUGAGCUGGAGCUGCGUAAAGGCGAAAUGUAUCGGGUCAUUGAGAAGUGUCAGGAUGGCUGGUUCAAGGGGACAUCUCUGAGAACGGGAAUGUCUGGAGUCUUUCCAGGCAACUACGUGACUCCUGUUUCCAGAGUGCCUAUAGGAGGUGGCCAGCCCAGGAAUAGCUUAGCAGGCGGGGCUCAGACAAUAAAAGGACCCCCAGGAGCUGUUCACCCAGGAGGUGCAAGUCUUACAAACACGGCCACUGCUGUCAGACCUGUUGUUCCAAUCACUGCACCUCAGACACAUCCCCAACAACAAACAGCGUCUCCUCAGAUGAAUAACUGCAUGAGGUACUCAGCCCAGCAAAUGGUCAGCCAGACUCGCAGUGCCAUGCAGAUGGUAGCACACCCCUCUGCCCAGGUACCGGAGCGGCCCACGGCAACCGUCUCACCACUGAGAACCCAGAACUCUCCAUCCCGUCUCCCAGCCACUGUGGUUAGGUCACACUCCAUGGCUUCUCCACAACAUGUCCACCAGUCCCCUGUCCAAGUUAUUCCUGGAGCACAGUGUGCCAGGCCCAUCAUUCCUCUCACUUCAGCAGCAGCAGCCAUUACUCCUCCAAAUGUCAAUGCGGCCAACUUGAACGGAGAGGCAGGAAAUGGGCCGAUCAGUGGCUUGGUGACUUCCAGCCCAACCAACACCUCCUGCAAAGCAGAGGAGAGGAAAAAUGAAAAGAAAGAGAAGAAGAGCGGAUUGUUGAAACUUUUAGCCGGCGCGUCAACAAAAAAGAAAUCACGCUCCCCUCCAUCUGUGUCUCCGACACCGGACCCCCAGGGAGCCGUGGAGGGAGCUCUGCAGGGAGCGGUGGGACCUGAACUCUCCUCACUCUCCAGCCACGGCAGGGCAGGUUCAUGCCCAAUUGAAAGUGAAAUGCAAGGAGCUAUGGGGAUGGAGCCACUGCACAGAAAAACAGGCUCCUUGGAUUUGAAUUUUUCCAUUCCUUCUCCUGCCAGGCAGCUACCUUCUUCGAUGGCAGCCAUCCGUCCAGAGCCCAAGCCAUUGCACCGGGAAAGGUAUCGUGUCGUGGUUCCAUAUCCUCCUCAAAGCGAAGCAGAGAUCGAACUGAAAGAAGGUGACAUUGUGUUUGUGCACAAGAAAAGAGAGGAUGGCUGGUAUAAGGGGACAUUACAGCGAAAUGGCAGGACGGGCCUCUUCCCCGGAAGCUUUGUAGAGAGUUUCUGA
Molecule: messenger RNA, 2610 nt
Organism: Emys orbicularis (European pond turtle)
Lineage: Eukaryota; Metazoa; Chordata; Testudines; Emydidae
Gene: SH3RF3
Product: SH3 domain containing ring finger 3
Exons: 10
Coding region: 1-2610 (869 amino acids)
Biological process (GO): protein ubiquitination; positive regulation of JNK cascade; positive regulation of proteasomal ubiquitin-dependent protein catabolic process
Molecular function (GO): ubiquitin protein ligase activity; metal ion binding; protein binding
Source: RefSeq, a predicted model, not a curated record